Messenger RNA from Laetiporus sulphureus 93-53, 1187 nucleotides. RefSeq lists its product as uncharacterized. The record is from RefSeq and is a predicted model, not a curated record. The coding region runs from base 61 to 849 and encodes 262 amino acids. The transcript has 2 exons. Lineage: Eukaryota; Fungi; Basidiomycota; Agaricomycetes; Polyporales; Laetiporaceae.
ACUCAAGUCUUCUGGGCGGAAAGGCUCGUUCAAAUCCUGCCGUUGUUUAAUCAAACCAAGAUGUCGACGAUUCUCCCUUUGGAGAUCUGGGAUAGCAUCAUUGACCAACUAUCCGCCCAUCGCAGUGCGCUUUCUGCCUGUGGCCUAGCAUGCCGCAUGUGGGUGGCCCGUACCCGUUUUCAUCUCUUCCGCUCCGUGGAAAUCCGAGACGGCUUACGCUGCGACUCUCUUGCAAGUGUCAUCGAAUUGUCCCCGCAAGUAUUGACUACGUUGCACCCUGGUAUUUCCCAUUACAUCCGUCAAGUUGCCAUCUGCCCCUCUUUCGAUUGCUACUUUCCCCCACUCGAGGAAUACUUUCGCGAACUUUCUGCUUGGCUGGCGCACUCUCUACCCUCUGUUCUAAGAAAACUGGAUGCAAUGACAGACCUCAGUCUGGCAAAUGUCGAUUGGACGUGGCCGUUCAUCGUUGAGAAUCUCUACCCGGCUAUCGUAAGAAUCAGCGACAGGUUAGAAACCUUGUGCUUGUACCGUGGCCGAUUCAUGAGCCCUCGUCAGCUGAACAAUUUCCUUUUCGUAUUUCCACGACUCUCCAGCCUUGUCUUGGAAGCUGUGCACUUCAAAUCGCUGGAUUUUUAUACAGCUCCAAAUACAGAUUCCGCUACGCUCAUGGUCAAUGACGGCAUGGCAGGCAUUCAUUCCAAUUUCCCACCAUCUCACGAUAUGCGCCAUCGACAACAUCGAGACAGCAGCGCUAGGCCAUUGGUCGAUGGGCACCCUGCAGAGCCACGCCUGCGUAGACUCGAUUGUAGCAGUUCUCUCCCAAUGCCUUCAAUGGAAUUAGGACGUUGAUUGAACAGUCUGGACCCGCACUCCAAACUGUCCGGCUGAAGCUGACGUUCACUUGGAAUGCAGUACGGCGUCGUCGUCUAGAAUCGUUCCUCGACCGAUUUGACUUAUCGUGUAAUACCGGAAUAGAAUGCCUGAACAUCACAGUAGUCGAUUCUGCGUUGAGGCGGCAGACUAUCCCAUGUCAUUCCUGGAUUGCUUCACUCCUUGCGACAACCCAUGCUCCCUCCCUUCGUGAAGUGGAGGUAUGCAUCUGCCGCUACAAGGAUGGCGUAGGCGCUGACUGGAUCGAUUUACCGCGCCUGAUAGAAGCCCUGGAACUCUUGCGGCAAAAAUCCCGC